This is a messenger RNA of Aureobasidium subglaciale EXF-2481, 1830 nucleotides long. RefSeq lists its product as uncharacterized. The record is from RefSeq and is a predicted model, not a curated record. The transcript is spliced from 3 exons. Lineage: Eukaryota; Fungi; Ascomycota; Dothideomycetes; Dothideales; Saccotheciaceae. Bases 1 to 1830 code for a protein of 609 amino acids.
AUGCGUGCCGUCGCUGCUUUUGCAGCAUGUGUUGCCUUCGCAAAUGCUCAGACCUUCGAUAUGGGCAUGAUUCUGGCUGCAGAGCCUGUCCCAACACCUUCUGUCCCAGUCGUCUACGUCACAGGUGAUGCUGCCACAACGACAGCAUCAGCCACAACUGUCUCCUAUGUAGAGACGCAAGCCGCAGCAUCUGUGUGGUCCGAAAUUGUCGCAGAAGCAGCAGCAAGUAGCACCACCCUUGGAAAGCGCGCUGCGUCUACUUGUGUACCUCAACCUACUGGCAUAUUUCACAACUCGAAUCCGGAUACAGCUUCUGCUUUUGUGGGUGAUGCAUAUUACUCGAGUAUCGCUUCUGCUGCACCUACUCCUGCUGGAUAUGUCAACACUUUUACCAACUUGCAGGCUUCGAACAACGCUUAUGGAUAUCUGGGAUUCCAAUUGUUGAAGACAUAUGACACUCAGCUGUGUUCACAACAAUGCGACAAAAUCAAUGGGUGCUUAGCAUUCAACGUGUACUUUGAGCGUGAUCCCUCUGUUGACCCUAACGAUUCUUCUUGCUCAUCACCUUCUUCGGUCACCCAGAUCAAAUGUGUUUUCUUCGGAGGUCCUGUGCUCGUAUCAAACGCUCUCAAUGCUGUACAAUGGCGAAACAAGUUCCAAGUUGUCAUUGCUGGAUCGAAUGGUUAUGUGAACCAAACCAUCACUCCUGCCUUCGGCUACGAUGAGCCCAUUGAUCUGGGUGAUGCCACCAUCAACGCUCCUCUCGACUGCUCUGGACACGAUACGUUUAUGCAAUCGAAGCUGUUUACCUCUGGACCAUUUGAUGCUAACCUGUGUGCUUCUGCAUGCUCUGCUCAGAAUGUCUACAACUUAGCCCAUCCUCCUACCGAGGGCAAGAUAAAGACAUGCCAAUUCUUCACAACUUAUCUACUCUACAAGAACGGUAUUGCGCUUGGACAAACAUGCAGUUUGUAUACCAUGGCCUGGAACCAAACUUACAACACCAACAAAGGAUACUACUAUGGAAACGACCAUUAUACCGUAGGCUACAGCUACGCAUUCACCAACUCUACAAAUCCUGGUACUUCUUCUGCUGUGUGUGGCUCAUCCGCAUCUCCGACCUCCAUCUCUUCAAGCACCACAAAAGUGUCCUCACCAACCACACUCGCCACCUCCUUCACCCAAAGCUCUACCUCCACACCUACACCCCUCCUCCCUGAUACCUCCUGCAACAAUGCCGGUCUAGAAUACGCCUACUACUCCUCCCUCCUCACCACAAUCUGGGACUACUCGACCCCAUCCUACGGCCUCUCCCCCUCUGACUACAGAACCAUUCUCCCAAACUACACCUCCACAACUACCAUGAUCGGUGGCUUCGCCUGGAACACCUACCACCAAACCAGCCAUAUCUACAAUAGCACUCUCGCUCUCGAAAACGACAAAAUGAUUCUAAACCACCGUGGUUACUUCUUCGCCCCCAGCUCGGGAAACUACACCUUCAGCAUCCCCACCUGUGACGACGUUGCCUUUUUCUGGCUUGGCGAAUCUGCAUAUUCUGGAUUCAACUCGUCAAACUACCUCAUUCUCGACAAUCAGGGUAGUGGUACGAAAUCAGCUACUGUGACUUUGAUGGCAGGCAUCUAUUACCCUAUUAGAUUGAUAUAUGGUAAUGUGGGUGGAGGACCUGGAAGUUUGUAUUUUCAGGUUGAGCAAGGUGAUGAGGUGGUGGGUGAUUGGAGGAGUACGGAGUCUCCUUAUUUUGUGCGGUAUUCUUGUCAUGGCACUGCUGCUGCUGCUCCUGCCUUUGCUGCUUUUGGGCAAGAGAGCUGA